AUGGUCAACUCCUGUUGUGGCUCCGUCUGCUCUGACCAGGGCUGUGGCCAGGAGACCUGCUGCCGCCCCAGCUGCUGCCAGCCUUGCUGCCGCCCCACCUGCUGCCAGACCACCUGUUGUAGGACCACCUGCUGCCGCCCCAACUGCUGUGUGUCCAGCUGCUGCCGCCCCUCCUGCUGUGGCUCCAGCUGCUGCCAGCCUUGCUGCCGCCCCACCUGCUGCCAGACCACCUGCUGUAGGACCACCUGCUGCCGCCCCAACUGCUGCAGGCCCAGCUGCUGUAUCUCUAGCUGCUGCCGCCCCUCUUGCUGUGGUUCCAGCUGCUGCCGCCCCUCUUGCUGUGGUUCCAGCUGCUGCCGCCCCUCUUGCUGUGGCUCCAGCUGCUGCCAGCCUUGCUGCCGCCCCAGCUGCUGCCAGACCACCUGCUGCAGGACCACCUGCUGCCGCCCCACAUGCUGUGUGUCCAGCUGCUGCCGCCCCAGCUGUUGCUAG
Molecule: messenger RNA, 492 nt
Organism: Suricata suricatta (meerkat)
Lineage: Eukaryota; Metazoa; Chordata; Mammalia; Carnivora; Herpestidae
Product: keratin-associated protein 4-7-like
Exons: 1
Coding region: 1-492 (163 amino acids)
Cellular component (GO): keratin filament
Source: RefSeq, a predicted model, not a curated record